CUUUUUCCUUCUUCCUUUUUCCUUUUUUUUUAUUUUAAAUCAAUAGAAAGAGAUGAAAUCACUGAUGUUAUUUGGAGUGAUAUCAUCGCUUUCAUUAGCGAUGGCAGCAACACUUUCUCCUCGACAUAAAGGAGGAUGUAUUGUAUUGAAUAACAAUAAAUUGUUUUGUUUCGGUGGUGCAUCCAGUACAAACAAUCCAACCUAUUUGAAUGAUAACUAUUUCCUUGAUUUAUCGCGUGAUUAUGCUGAUCUUAACACGCUCAACAACGCUUGGCAACCGAUGUCGCCUGGAUUGGAACCCACAAGUGAAUUUGUCAUGGUUGCUUCAGGAUCAAUGAAUUUUUUAAUCAAUGGUGGUACUGGAUCAGCCAAUGGAAAACCGAUGCAGUAUCAAACUGUCAUCUAUGAUAGUGUCACUAAUGCAUGGACUAGUUUACCUUCUGCCAAUGCUACAAACUCUUUGUACCAAGCUCGAGGUGCAACAGGUGCCAUAGAUAGUGCUACCUAUAUUGGCAACAACAAUCUCAUCUAUAUAUGGGGAGGUGAAAUGGAUCCAACUAUUGGAAGUACGAAUACCUCUUAUUCUGGUUCUAUACUGACCAUGAAUGCUAUUACUGGUGCUUGGAAUCCAACUGUUACUACAUUUGGUGGUGUGAUAAGUAGUUAUACUCCUAGAAUUGGCCAUGCAAUGAUCCUAGACUAUGCUACGAUGAGCGUGAUUGGUGGUCAAGAAGCCAAGUAUGAUGGAACGCGAUAUAACUUAUCACCUGCAAGUAUGACAACAAUUCCUCAAUUCAAUACUAUUACUAUUACUUGGGUUCUUGCCAAUGUUACUGGUGAUAUCCCCACUCCUCGAUCAUAUCACUCUGUCACCACGGUAGAUGUAUCACAUACAAUUUUAUAUGGAGGUCUCAAUACAGUGACGAAUCAACCAGUCCAAGAUACUAUGUACUCGGGUCUGAUUGAGGAUGGAACGGUGACCUGGCAACGAUUAUCUCCUUCAGGAACUGGACCUGGGCCAUUGUACGGUCAUGCAGCUGUCAAAUACAUGUCUGGCACUCUUCUCCUUAUCGGGGGUGUGGAUUCCACAGGACAAACCACUUCUAAUAUCAAUGUUUAUUCGAGUCUUCAAAAUACUUGGCGAUCAUCCUUUUCCUCUUCUGGAUAUUACUCUUCUAAUGGUAAUAGUGGCACCUCUUCAUCCAAUUCAACUGUGUGUCCUUCUUGUAGUGGUGGUUAUUCAUCCAGUUCUGUUAAUGCACAACAAGCAGUGGCGGCUGGGAUUGGUGCUGGUGGUUUUGUGCUGUUUGCUUUGAUCGGUGCAGGUUUAUUCUUUACAGUGGAAAGAAGCUAUACGGCUGUGGCCACAUCAGAUCAGUAUGCAAUAGAACAAAUGCAACAAACAGAAGGAUAUCUCAAAGUGGAACUCGACGCUGAUCCUAUAGAACAUCGACCUCUACCUCCUUCACCAUUUGGUACUUCUGCAACUUCACAUGCCAAUCAAUAUCAACCCACAGGCGAGGCCGCUAGUUAUCUUCAACACCAUCCUCAACAAUAUCAUCAGUAACGUUGACCCCAAUUUAUAUUAUUAUUUUUUUUUUUUUGAAAAAAAUCUAGUUAAUGUUUUAGUAUCGUUAAUAUUUAUUCUACUCUUUUUUUACUUUUGAAAUAAAGCGGAUGAACAUUGUUUUUCCUUUCAUGA
Molecule: messenger RNA, 1702 nt
Organism: Halteromyces radiatus
Lineage: Eukaryota; Fungi; Mucoromycota; Mucoromycetes; Mucorales; Cunninghamellaceae
Exons: 7
Coding region: 53-1567 (504 amino acids)
Molecular function (GO): protein binding
Source: RefSeq, a predicted model, not a curated record